GUUUGUCCACUGCAGACACAAGUCCUCCUGUCAGUGUAAAGACGACACACAGAAGAAGAAGGACUUCUGCUGGAGGCUAUGUGACCACUUUGAGACUCCACUCUGGGUGGAUUUUACCGGGCAAAAGAUGCACCGUUUCCUCCCUCUGUUGUAUUUCCUUUGCACCACGCCUGUACGGAGCUUUUUCCACGGAACCUGUCUAAAAAAGGAACCUCCCCCUGGCGUGUUGGUUCUGUCCCAGGGUAGUUACUUGGUUCUGUCCUGUGAUGGCAAAGUGGAGGUAGACGGAGCAAAGGUCAAGGUGUCCAAGCACAUUUCAAACAACAACAACAACAACACAGGAGAGCAAUCCUCCAGCGAGACCCGGACCACUGCAACCAUGACGCGGAGCAACAAAGUUCUAAUAAAAGCUGAUGUGAACACAAUGAAGGACACGCCUCGGGGUGAAGAAGUCCAAAACGGGACAGACAGACAUCUUGCAUCUCCUGUGCAUGAAGUGGUCCAGACCAGCAGUACAACUGGAAAGACAGAAGUCGUGGACAAGAACAAGGUGACAAGAGGCUUAAAAAGGAAGUGGAAGUUGAAUGGGAAGACAGUGGGAAGAGGACACUGGGAUUGGGAGGGGUUUACAGUGGGGAGGGGCGGCACACCACUCUCUGUGUCCUCAGUGCGACUGAAGGAUUCUGGGAAUUACUCUUGUCUCCAACGAGGCCGCGAGAGGUUCUCGUUAAAGGUCAUCGUGGCAGAUCCUCCAGAGAGUCCCAGCUUGUCCUGCAGCAAAAAGUCACCCAGCAGUAAGAUUCGCUGUGAGUGGACGCCGGAGAAACCAUUGAUUUUACAACCUGACUGCUACAUUUUGCUCGGUAAAAGGCCCAGCGACACCUUCCAUCGUUUCCACUGUUCCUUCUCCUCCCGUUGGUCCCGAUGCUGGUGCGCCCUGGACCAAGACGAGGAUGAGCUCAGGACACUUCACGUGGCCUACUUGUGCGUCACAAGCAUGGCGGGCAACGCCACCAGCCCCAUCUUGUCCUUUUUCCCCCUGGACAUUUUGAAGCCGGACCCCCCGGCUGGGGUGUCGGUGCGACAGGAAGUAGGACAGGAGACCAGGAUAUCGGUGAACUGGAAUUUCCCCGCCUCCUGGAAAUCUCAAGACAACUAUUAUGAGCUCAUUUAUGAACUCAAAUAUCAACCAGUCAAUUCUUCUCAUGAGCAGGUAAAGAUGAUCAAGUGGCGUCGCUCUUUCACCAUCACUGAUGCCCUGUCAGGUGUGGAGUAUGUGAUCCACAUCAGAAUUAAAGAUGAAUUCGAUGGCCUGUGGAGCGACUGGAGUGCUCCAGUGUACGGCAGCAGUUGGACCGACACAAGGACCCAAGAACCUUCAUUAUCGCUGAAUGACUAUAUGUUCUCCGAGUACGAAGAAAGUUCCGGAACAGAAGAGGAUCCAUCUGUAGAAUUUCCUGGAUCAAGCGUUGGUCCCGCUGACGUGCCACGUCACAUCCUGUGGAUCUCAUGUUCAUUCGCCGUCCUCGCCGCGGUUAUUUCUGCCGCCUACGUGUUCAGACACAGAGAAAGGUGCUUGUCCAAACUCCACGUUCUGAAGGUCAGCGGUCACAGCAAAAGCUCCACCCAGCCGGCACCACACGCCCCGGAGGUUCGAGCCUUGAUGACCUUCGAUCCCCCGCGUUCCAAAGAAGAGAAGGAGAAAGAAGGGAAUGAGGAUGAGCGUUCAGAAACAGCGAGGAGGGAAGCCGUGCAUUUUAACAACACACAUUAUUUCUUAAUCCAGUCAAUGACGCACAAAUGAUGAUUAAAUGACAAUUAAUGGACUAAAUGUUUAUGGAAAAACAUCUCUACUUUAAUGAAGGACUUCUUUAAUAUGUUGAACAUAUUGAUCUAUUUUUAUGAUGGACUUGCAUGAUAUUAUUGUACAGUGUAAGAGAAGCACAUUGAUGGCAUCUGAUAUUUUUGAUAAAAUCGUAUAAAUGUCACGAAAGUC
This is a messenger RNA of Entelurus aequoreus (snake pipefish), 1996 nucleotides long. RefSeq names its product interleukin 6 receptor (gene il6r). The coding region runs from base 128 to 1804 and encodes 558 amino acids. The transcript has 10 exons. Gene Ontology annotation, biological process: cytokine-mediated signaling pathway. Gene Ontology annotation, cellular component: external side of plasma membrane. Lineage: Eukaryota; Metazoa; Chordata; Actinopteri; Syngnathiformes; Syngnathidae. Gene Ontology annotation, molecular function: cytokine receptor activity; protein binding. The record is from RefSeq and is a predicted model, not a curated record.